AUGGAGUUAACCCAUCUGAAUUGCUCCAUCUGCCUGGAGGGAUUUAAAGUGCCAGUGACCAUACCCUGCGGUCACACCUUUUGUAAGGACUGCAUCUCUGCACACUGGGACGCCAAGGAAAAGGAUGGAAUUGGACCACAGUGCCCCUUCUGCAAUGAGAAUUUUGAAACCAGACCCGCGUUGAAACGCAACGUAUCUUUAUGCCAUAUUACCGAAAUAACCAAGAACAGUCACGCAGCGAGAGCCACUCCUCCAGAUCAAGUAGGCAACACUAGCGCUGUGCCCGAUAAACUCUGCGAGCGACAUCAGAAACCUCUAAUCUAUUACUGUAACAAUGAUCGUAUGUGUGUCUGCUGCCAGUGUGCUGUGGUGGAGUGUAAGAACCACGACAAAGUUCUGGUGGAAGACGAGAGGAAUAUCAGAGAGACUGAGUUGAUGAAAAAGUGCGGGGAGAUCAGGAGACAAGAGGAGGAGACAGAGAAGAGUAUCCAGGAGAUGAGAGAGAACAUUGCCAAAGCCAAGGUGUCCCUGGAGCAGACGUCUCAGUGGGUAAAUGCUAAGUUCUGCCAUUUGCUGAAGGUGAUUGAAGAGAAGCAGGAGUCCACACAACAUUACAUAGCACAAGAGCAGGAGUCAACUCUGUCUCAGGCGGAGGAGCGACUCCAUACCCUAGAGGAGAAAGCUGAGCAGCUUAGACAGAGCCACGAGCGGAUUGCCAGCCUUUGUGCCCUGCCUCACAGCCAGUUCAUUCAGGAGUCAAGGUUGGAAGAGGUGCCGCAGAUGAAAGACAUUCCUGUCGACGUGACAUCAAACUUGCAGGAGAGACUAACUGGGGUUACAGAUAUCCUGUCCCGAAUAUCCAAGCUAGUAUCCGAAGAUCUGGAGAAGGCCGUUUGCAUGGCCGUUGGUCAGGAGAAAGAAGGCUCUCCCCAGGAGAAGCGGCCUGUGCUGGCUGUUGUUCCCAGUCCUGCGAUGCCUUCUUACCCUACAGGCAAAGAGGGCCUCAGUGCAUAUCGCUGUGCCUUGACCUUUGACCCUUACACAGCCAAUGCACACCUGCGUCUGUCACAGAACAACAGGAGGGCGGAGCAUCUCACCUCUGGGCCCCGCCCAGUUCCCACCCACGAGUCCCGCUUCGACCACACCUGGCAGGUGUUGUGUUCCAACGGCUUCACUCACGGCCGUCACUACUGGGAGAUGGAAGUGUCCAAGCCGUGGGCGUACUUGGGGGUGACAUAUCAGACCAUUCCACGCAAGGAGAAGGGCAAGCGCUGUAUGGUGGGCAUGAACGAGCUGUCUUGGAGCCUUCAGCUGGAUGAGCGACAGUUGAGUGCUUGGCAUGCCGGCCGCAGGGAGUCUGUCACAGGUCAGCUGCAGCUGCAGACGUUACCCCUGCGAAUUGGCAUGCUGCUCGAUUGCGAAGAAGGAACUCUCACUUACUAUGGAGAAGGCCAACAGCGCCUCCACGCCUUCCACUGCGCUUUUUCACGUGAGCUGUUCCCCGCCUGUUGGAUAGGGGAAGGAGUGAGCAUCACUCUCUGCCCUGCCUGACCCAGAUGCCCCCUCCCUGCCCAACCCCAGCUUCAGAGCCAACCCUUCCAUGGUACAUAUGAAGAAGCCUCCUACAGCUGGUGCAGAAAGAGUCAGCACUGGGCUGCACCAGGCAGGCUUCAGUUUAACCUCACACAGCCCCUCCUCCUAUAACCCCUCACCCUCCCCAAGGUGGAAUGAGUCCCUGUGCACAGUGGGAGUGGAAUAGUGCUGUUAAAUGAAAUAUAGUGACCGCUGCUGACAUUGUGGUCUAACAGUCAGGAGAUCCAGACAAAACUGAAGGACCACAAUGGCAUGGUACGCUGUGAAUUUGCACAAGAUUCCACAGUGUUAACUUUACG
Molecule: messenger RNA, 1892 nt
Organism: Chanos chanos (milkfish)
Lineage: Eukaryota; Metazoa; Chordata; Actinopteri; Gonorynchiformes; Chanidae
Gene: trim65
Product: tripartite motif containing 65
Exons: 6
Coding region: 1-1551 (516 amino acids)
Molecular function (GO): protein binding; zinc ion binding
Source: RefSeq, a predicted model, not a curated record